AAUACGCUACGAAUCAGUGGUGAUGAUGAUGAGGCGUGCAGAUGUCGUAAAGCUCGUACCUCAAACAACACGUCUUGAGCAUCACAUUACCUCCGGCUCUGCCGGGGCAGGAUUCUUUUCGUAAAUAUACAAGUAGUCCAACGACCUCUUCUAUUAUGUUAAGCAGAUGAUAUUCAGACUUGUGCAAACUUUUAAGUCUAUAUGAGUGGCUUUUUGUUCGAUGGGAAUGUGUGUCGCAACUCGAAUUGUCCCUAACAAACCGGUCCUUUGAGGGCCCGUAAAUACAUACAGAAUCAAUGGUGAUGAUGAGGAGUGCAGAUGUCGUAAAGCUCAUACCUCAAACAGCACGUCUUGAGCAUCACAUUACCUCCGGCUCUGCCGGGGCAGGAUUCUUCCAGGGCCCGGACGGCGGUCCAGUAGCAGCUCUUGCAAGUGUCGGAAUCGCCGUCGCAGUCGAAAUGGAUGUAGAUUUUGGGACCGAAGAUCAAGUCCGCGUUACCGUGGUGGCAACCGAUGCUGGUGCCAUUGUCGAAGAAAUAUCCACCGUAGUAGAAAAGCAAGUUGCUCUGAGCUUUCUCCGGUCUCGGCAGCUUCAGCAUCUGGUGGUUGCACAGCCCGGGCUUGCCCCUUGCUGCUUGACAUACUACAUCGUGAAUGGAGCUUGUUACACCACAACAAGACAUUACCAGAAGCACCACUAAGAAAAAUGUCACGGCCGACCCUUUCAUCACUAGUUACUCUUCAAUCUCUUCUUCAGCUUGUUCUUGCAGGGGAGGUGUUUGAUGAAAGGUCUGAAUGAGAAUUGCGUAUCGUGUGUGAUUUGUAUGUGUGGAAUUGACCGUUGGGCCUUUUUCUUUUUUUCUGCCGGCGCGGCGCUGAAAUCCCAUGAGAUUCGAAAUUGUCAGAAAAUAUGCGGUGGAGAGUUUUGGCCGGCCAGAGUUCUUUCAGUCGUCCCAUUCCCAUACUCCAUGCUACUGGAUUUUUUCAGAAAUAGCACAUUUUAAAAAAAAUUUACAAAAAUAGCAUCCAGCCGAAAAAAAUUACACUAAUAGCACCAUUUUUUAUGGACCGCACCUUAGAGGUGCGUUUUAUAUAUAAAUUGCACCCUCAGAGUGCGUUUUAUAUUAAACCGCACCUCUAAAGUGCGGUUUAUAAUUCUGGACCAAAACCGCAUCUUGGUCAAGCGGUUUCAGGUCUGACCUACAGAAACCGCGUGGCCAAGGUGCGGUUUUGACCUGACCUAGCAAAACCGCACUUUGGAGAUGCGGUUUUGGUCAAUUAAUUUCCGACAUGCAUGCAGAAUAAUAGACGUGGGUCUGC
Messenger RNA from Linum trigynum, 1320 nucleotides. NCBI's taxonomy places the organism in Eukaryota, Viridiplantae, Streptophyta, Magnoliopsida, Malpighiales, Linaceae. The record is from the annotation of a GenBank genome assembly.